CACGGCCGACGAUUACCGUCAGAAUACCUUCAUAACGACACCAGGACUACGUACGGAUACUUUGACUCGGGUCGUCCGAUGGGAUAAGCGAACGUGGCUCCGUCUCAUCUGCAUCUGCAUCUGCAUCUCUCUCCAUCUGCAUCUCCAUCUGCACAUCCGUCCGCCUUCGAGUCUUCAACACCUCCAUCCGACGACUUCCUAUCGCUCCCUUGCUUUCAAACUGAAACCUUCGCGUUCUCGAUCAUCCGUCCAUCACACUCCCCAUCGUUGCCAUCGCCAUCAGGCCCCCCGUCUAUGGUCAUAUCUUCUUCCCUCACAGGACGGCAGGAUAGGACAAUGCCCUGAUCGUCGCGAUUCACUAGAAUUGCGCCUUUCUUUCUCUUUUUUUUCCCACCUCAUCGUCUCCCCCCUCCCGCUGCCGAGGGCCGCGUGAACCAACAUGGAGAAGUUUCCCGACCUCGUCGACUCCGAGUUUACCACAUCCCAUGGAGCUAGAGGUGUCAGCCCCAUCAGGGUACACGGCAUCGUCGCCCCCAACGGCUCGGACACACCCCGCGAUCGCUGGCUUCCUAGGCGCGAUAGCCGCACCGUACGAUGGGACGCGUCGGGCCAACCACUCCAACUCCAACUCCAGGGCCCGCCGGGCCACGGUCACGCCCGUGCUCAUUCACGCCAGAAGAGCCUCACCGAGGCCUUCCGAACAAUACGGUCCCGACGUGGUAGCGUGACCCAGAACGCUCAGGAGAUUGCAGAGGCUUUGCGGGCCCCCGUGUCCCCGACCCUGAUUAUCCUCUGCCUCAUGUGGUAUACCUCGUCUGCCUUGACCAACACAUCGUCCAAGUCUAUAUUGACGGCUUGGUCGAAGCCCGCGACCCUCACCGUCAUCCAGUUCGCCUUCGUAUCCUCCUACUGCCUCUUCUCCUCCUGGCUCGCCUCGGUCUUCCCCGCCCUCAAGACCCGCGUGCCGGCGCUCAAAUACGCCAUCCGCCCCCCGACGCGCGAUGUCAUCUUGACCACCCUCCCACUCGCCGCCUUCCAAAUCUUCGGCCAUCUCCUCAGCUCUUCGGCCACCUCCCAGAUCCCCGUAUCUCUCGUCCACACCAUCAAGGGCCUCUCGCCCUUGUUCACCGUCCUGGCCUACAGAUUCGUCUACAACAUCCGCUACUCGACCAACACCUACCUGUCCCUCAUACCUCUCACCCUGGGCGUCAUGCUGGCCUGCUCCGGAAAGCACAGCAGCCAGUACGGCGGUGAGCUCCUGGGCGUCCUCUCGGCCCUGCUCGCCACCAUCAUCUUCGUCACCCAGAACAUCUUCUCCAAACGCCUCUUCAACGAAGCCGCCAAAGCCGAAGCAGCCGGCAUGUCGGCCCGGUCGAGGAAGCUGGACAAGCUGAACCUGCUCUGCUAUUCGUCCGGCAUGGCCUUCGUCCUGACCCUCCCCAUCUGGUUCUGGUCCGAGGGCGUCGGCAUCGUGCAGCGUCUCCUGCGAGCCAGUCCGGCCGAGCCGGCGGCAGGCUUCGACCACGGCCGCCUGGCCCUCGAGUUCUUCUUCAACGGGACCUGCCAUUUCGGCCAGAACAUCCUGGCCUUCAGCCUCCUCUCCAUCGUCUCCCCCGUGACCUACUCGGUCGCCAGCCUCAUCAAGCGCGUCUUCGUCAUCGUCAUCGCCAUCAUCUGGUUCCGGAACCCCACCACCAUGGCCCAGGGCGUCGGCAUCGCCCUCACUUUCCUGGGCCUGUACCUCUACGACCGCACCCACGACCGGGACAAGGCCGACCGCAAGGCCCAACUCAUGGAGAUCAAAGAGGAGCCGCUGCUGCCCCUCGAUACGAACAGCGCGGGUGGUAGGUCGUCGUCGUCCAGCCAGAGCCCCCGUCUGUUUGAGAGCCCGUUGCCCACUUCGGCGGGUUUCAGGCCGAACGGCGACGAUUCUUUUAAGAAGACCGAUGGCGCUGGGCUGGCGGCCGGCGCCGCUGUGUGGCUUGCUCCGGGGACCAAACAGGAAGAUACCUGGCGGGCAGGCGACAGGAAGGUCGGGCUCUGAGUCGCUGUUAUCACGCCGGCCGUGUAUUUGUGUCUGUUUACCUUGUUGUUCUUCUUUUUUUGGUUCUUUUUUCUUUUUUUCUUCUUCUUCUUUUAUAUUAUCAUUACUGUGUUGUUUCUCUCCGUCAACAUCUCCCAAGCCAGGCGCAGGAUGGGAGUUUGAAAGACACGCAUGGAGACCGACCUACCCUCGGGCAUGCGGUUCGACUUGGCCAGUUGGCGUCCUGGUUAAGACCGUUAUGGGGUGAAAAAGAAAGGGCCCGCCUAGAAAAAAAUAGAAAAAAAGCAGACAAAUUAUGAGAAAAUGCCAACUAAACGAAUGUCUGAAUGCGGACGGGAGGAAACGAAAGAUAGUGCAUUGGCGUUUUCGAACUUUCGGGGGGCGAUGGUUUCGACGACU
Molecule: messenger RNA, 2443 nt
Organism: Sodiomyces alkalinus F11
Lineage: Eukaryota; Fungi; Ascomycota; Sordariomycetes; Glomerellales; Plectosphaerellaceae
Product: TPT-domain-containing protein
Exons: 2
Coding region: 440-2044 (534 amino acids)
Biological process (GO): phosphoenolpyruvate transmembrane import into Golgi lumen
Cellular component (GO): Golgi apparatus; endoplasmic reticulum
Molecular function (GO): antiporter activity; phosphoenolpyruvate transmembrane transporter activity
Source: RefSeq, a predicted model, not a curated record